UCAGUCUUCCCAGCCAUAAUAUUACUCAAGGUAAAAAAGGUUUUCUUGCAAUUGGUAUGUCGUGAUUGUUGACAUAUUCAAUGCUGACAAGAUGGUGUCGUUCAAGGUGUUGACUUUCGCGAUUUUCGCGUCACCAAUAAACGCCGUCUUAACUGCGACUGAGACUAGCAGCCAAUAUAUUCUCAAAAAUGACGAUUUAUCAGUAGCAGUUAGUAAAAGUAGCGGGCAACUCACUCAACUAUCUCUAGGAAAGCAGGAUCUCUUAGGAAGUGGAGGUAAGGGACCUUACCUCGACUGCUCCUGUGUACCCAGUGGUUUCUGGUCCCCCGGAAGUACAGCAAAGUUCAAGCUCAUCAAAGAUGUCGACUCAACUGGAACAGCGUAUGGUGGCGUUGUGAUGAGCGACACGUACUCGUCCACGAAUCAGACACUGGAGCAGUAUUGGUUUUUACGAGAAGGCGAGACGGGCUUGCACGUCUUCUCUCGCGUCACAUAUUUCAACUCGAGAACCCCAUUUCUGCGAGGACUCGGCGAACUUCGCACGCUUUUUAGGCCAAGCACAAGUCUAUGGACUCAUCUCUCCAGCAGUGACGGCAAUUGGGCCCCUUUCCCCUCGUCGGAUACCAAUAAGAAAGGCAUCACUGUCCAGGAUGCGACGACGUAUUUCAAGGACUCGGCGAGUGACGCUUAUGUAAAACAAUACUCGGAUUACUUCACAAAGUACGCGUUUUCCGAAGUUUGGCGUGACCAUGCUGUACACGGCCAAUAUUCGGACGGAUCGACUAGUUCCGAUAAGAAUACAUACGGAGCUUGGUUGGUGCAUAACACACGGGAAACGUACUAUGGUGGUCCAUUGCACUCAGAUCUAGUCGUAGAUGGUAUCGUCUACAACUACAUGGUAUCAGGCCACCACGGCGCACCUGUUCCCAAUAUCACACAUGGCUUUGAUCGCACUUUUGGCCCGCAGUUUUAUUAUUUCAAUAAGGGCGGCCCAAAAACAUCACUCGCCGAAUUGAGGGCCGAUGCUGCGAAAUAUGCGGAUCCCGCAUGGAAUACCGAGUUUUACGAUAGUAUCGCUAAACAUGUCCCCAACUAUACACCAAGUUCAAAGCGCACUACAUUCAAAGCCACGGUGGCACUUCCCAGUGGUGCUAAGAGGCCAAUCGCGGUUCUCUCUGAGAAUAAGCAAGACUUUCAAUUGAAUGUUUUCGAUUCGUCGAGUCUUCAAUAUUGGGGUGAUAUUAAUACUGAGACCGGAGGAAUUGAGAUCCCCCGAGUUAAGGAAGGUACUUACAGAUUGACGGUGUAUGCUGAAGGUAUCUUUGGUUGGUUCAUCCAAGACGACAUUAAGAUAUCUAAGACCGCGAGUGGCCCGCUCAGUUUCAAGUGGGAGCCAGAAAGUGCAGGCAAGGAAAUCUGGCGGAUUGGCGUUCCUGAUAAGUCAGCAGGGGAGUACAAGCAUGGCUAUGCGCCCGAUACAUCGAAGCCUCUACAGCCUGAACAACAUCGUGUGUAUUGGGCCCACUGGGAUUUUCCAACCGACUUCCCAGACGGAGUGAAUUUCAAAGUCGGAGAGAGCAAGGAGGCCGAAGACUUCAAUUAUAUCCAUUGGAGCGUAUUUCCUGGGCGCUCUAAUUACUUCCGCCCUCAACCAUACUACGAGAACGUUAACAAUUGGACAAUUCAAUUCAAUCUGAGCAGCGAUCAACUUGCUGGUGCGAAAACAGCGACCCUUACGGUUGAGCUCGCAGGCGCCAAGACGGCCAAUGGGAAUGACAAGUGGGCAUCGCUUCCUAAGGAGAAGUAUUCUAACCUCCCCUAUACAGUUGCUGCCAACGGAAAGGAUGUCGAAACAUGGGUUAUACCGUCCUAUCGCAGCGGAUCGUGCGGGGCUAGAAGUAGUGUGGUUUGCCAGAAUUUCGGGAAGAAGUUUGAAUUUUCGACCCAGCUUUUGGAAGAGGGCGUUAAUGAAUUCGUUUUGAGUUUACCGUUCAACGCAACAGAUACGGAAACAGCGUUGUUACCGGAAACUGUGUAUGUACAGUACGAUGCUUUGAGGUUUGAGCUGAAGUAAAAGUUGAGGAAGGAUUGACAGUUUCUAGACUAAUAGAAUUUAUUAUGCUUGUACGACAACGCUAAGUCUCAUCGAAGAGGGCAAACGGGCUCAAAUCAAAUGAUUGAGUUGGACAACACAGAAACUUAACCUUACACUAGCAGAUUAGAUGAAAUUAAAACAUUUGUGACUCGCGUUCAUUGUCAGCGUAAACAAACAACUUCACUUUAGAGUACGAAGAAUU
Hypoxylon trugodes is the source of this 2297-nucleotide messenger RNA. Its product is annotated as polysaccharide lyase family 4 protein. NCBI's taxonomy places the organism in Eukaryota, Fungi, Ascomycota, Sordariomycetes, Xylariales, Hypoxylaceae. The record is from RefSeq and is a predicted model, not a curated record. Bases 92 to 2074 code for a protein of 660 amino acids. Gene Ontology annotation, molecular function: catalytic activity; carbohydrate binding. Gene Ontology annotation, biological process: carbohydrate metabolic process. The transcript has 2 exons.